Syngnathus acus (greater pipefish) is the source of this 4581-nucleotide messenger RNA. It is a transcript of the gene rbm27, whose product is annotated as RNA binding motif protein 27. Gene Ontology annotation, biological process: mRNA processing. The transcript is spliced from 21 exons. The record is from RefSeq and is a predicted model, not a curated record. The coding region runs from base 117 to 3143 and encodes 1008 amino acids. Gene Ontology annotation, molecular function: metal ion binding; RNA binding. Gene Ontology annotation, cellular component: nucleus. NCBI's taxonomy places the organism in Eukaryota, Metazoa, Chordata, Actinopteri, Syngnathiformes, Syngnathidae.
GUGCGACCUGCCAGUUGAGACCCAAGGCCCCGAAAGCUUCCAAAUUUAUCGACGAUGAAAGCAGGCGUUUCGGGGCUUCGUUUCAUUUUUUAAACCGCGUGAUCGUCUUCCUCACCAUGAUUAUAGAGAAUGUUGAUGCUCUCAAGUCGUGGCUGGCAAAACUUCUGGAGCCAAUAUGUGAUGCUGACCCCUCUGCGUUAGCCAAUUACGUUGUGGCUCUGGUGAAGAAGGACAAACCAGAGAAGGAGCUCAAAGCGCUGUGUGCCGAUCAGCUCGACGUCUUCCUACAAAAAGAGACUGUCGGCUUCGUGGAUAAACUUUUUGAAUGUCUGACAAGCAAGAACUACCAGGGGAACCCGAUUGCUAAAGAAGCUCCAAAAGAAGUGGUUAACGUUCCUCCAGCUAAAUCAGAUGCAGCCGAAAUUGAAGCUCCAGAAGAGGAGAGAGAAAACCGACGCAGGAGAAGUCCUCUGAGGAACCGCUCUGACUUCAAUGAAUCCAGGAGUCGCGACGACAGGAGGCGGGACGAGCGCAAGAGGCGGGACUUUGAUCGUCACGGCAAGAGCGGCGGCGAUUCGCACCGCGAGCGGGAGCGCCACGAGCGGCGCAGGGGGAAUUCUCGUGGGAGGAGCAACAGCCGAAGCCGGAGCAGGAGUGGCAGCCGGGGGAAGAGCAGGGGACGAGACUUCAAGUCAAAAUUCGAGCUUGAGAGGAAGGACGCCGACAGCUACAACUCGUCCGCCACGGGCAGGCCCCAGCAGCCUCCUCAGCUCCCGUCGCCGCUCUUGCCCACCCCGCUUCACCCGUUCUCAUCCACCGCCGGCGGCCCGGGACCCGGCGGCGUCCCCUUGGCGACGCACGCGCACAUGCCCGACGGCACUACGGACAGCUGGUCCGGCUACUAUGGCAAAGGCAGGCAAGACGGCGUCGGCAAGCCGUUCAGCAAUAAGAACCCUUCACGCAAGCAGCGGUGCAGGGAUUACGACGAGAAAGGAUUUUGCGUCCGCGGCGACCUGUGCCCGUUUGACCACGGCAACGACCCUCUCAUCGUGGAUGACGUCAGUCUUCCCAACAUCAUCCCGUUCCCGCCGCCCCCUGUGAUACCCCCCGGCGGCCUGCCCAUGCCGCCGCCCAUCACCGAGCCUCCCCCAUCACUCAGGAUACCACCGCCACCAAUGCCGCCCUACAGCCAGCCGCCGCCCCCUGGCGUCUUCUCGUUAGCUGGACCCCCUCCACUGAUCGCAACCAGUGGAAUGGAAACCCCCAACCACCAGUCGGCGAUCACGUCAUCGCCUUCAGUCGGGCCGCCCGGCGCGAGGCUACCGCCUCCUCUUCCUCUUCCUCUACCGCCUCCUCCCUCGUCGGUGUCGCUCCGUCCCCAAUAUAUCCAGUCUGAAUAUAACUACGAUGCGGAGGGCUACAACCCGGAAUCGCCGGGGCUAACUGGAGCAGGUCGGAACCAGUAUCGUCAAUUCAUUCCCCGAGUCCAGACGCAGCGGCCCAACCUCAUCGGCCUCACAUCCAGUGAGGGACAAGGCUCCAGAGCCGCCAAUAUAGUGAUCCAAACGGAACCGGCCACUCCCACCAGCACACCAGGAAGCAACAUGUCCAGUUUCAACUCAGAGCUGCACAAUAGGAAGAGACCCAUGGGCUCUAUGACACCUGAGGGACCCACGGCUAAAAGGCCCUGGAUGCUCAAGCCAAACUUCAACAACAAAGGCGGCUUCCCGAAGAGGAACUUCUACGUGAACACUAAGCUGGAGGUGUGGAAUAUCCCGCCGGAGCUCAACACCAUCACCAAGCUCAAUGAGCACUUCAGCAAGUUCGGGACCAUCGUGAACAUUCAGGUGGUGUUUGGCGGCAACCCAGAGGCGGCGCUGAUCCAAUUCACAUCCAACGAAGAAGCUCGCCGGGCCAUGUACUGCGUGGAAGCGGUUCUCAACAACCGCUUCAUUAACAUGCGCUGGCAUCGCAAGCCCAACAUGCUGGGGACUCACCAGAUGGAUCAAGGCGCUAGCAACCAGGUGCCCGGGUCCACUUCCAACCUCGGGCCGCAGGGGAUCAAGCAGCACAAUCCGGCCGCGUACGUGCUGAACAAGCAUCGGCCGCCGGCGCCAGUCGGCACGACAAGCGCACCUGACAACGUGAACCCCAAUGCGGAAGCUGUCAAUGUGGCGCCGGUGCUGCCAAACACCCAGAAGGGCCCCUACACUUCCGCCCCGCUCAAGCCGUCCUCCAAGUGCCUUGGGAAAACGGCGAAAGCACUGGAAGCACAGGAAGCCCUGAAGAAGAAACAGGAGGCAUUAAAACUACAGCAUGACUUGCGGAAGAAGAAGCAAGAAAUGUUAAAGACGCAGAUUGAGUGGCAGAAGGCGCUGAUUAACCGUCUGGAGAAGAACCGGGGGAUGAAACCAGAGGAACGAGCCAACAUCAUGAAGACACUGAAGGAACUGACUGAAAAGAUUGCCCAGCUCCAGAAUGAAAUGAAUCCGGCCUCUCAGGUCUCUAAAGCCAAUCACUCCCAGCCCAAGACCAAGACUGAUGCCCAGAAGGAGCUGCUGGAUGCUGAGUUGGACUUCCAUAAGAAGAUGAACUCUGGAGAAGACACGACAGAUCUCAAGAGAAGACUAGGCCAGCUGCAGAAGGAGGCAACACAAUUGGGCAUCCUGCGAUCCCCGACGUGUCGAGGCCGGGGCAAGGUGCUGCCGGAAGGGGGCGCCAUACGUCCGAGGGGCCGCAGCGGUUCCGUCAACCGCAUGGUGGUGGACCACCGGCCCAGGGCCCUGUUUAUCAUGGGGGUCACCCAGGAGGAGAAGGAGGAGCUCACGUCACACUUUGUGAAAUUCGGUGAUCUGGAGGAACUCCGUGACCAGGAUGCGACCAGCGUCGUCAUGACUUUCAAGACUCGGAGCGAAGCCGAGAACGCAGCAAACCAGGGAGCCAAGUUCAAAGGUCGCGUUUUGCAGAUUUCCUGGUACAAGCCUAAGACGCCCUCUGUCACGACCGAGCCCGAGGAGGAGGAGCCCAAAGACGACGACAAUACGCAGAAGGAAGGUCGCUCCUAUCUGCCUGGCGAGGAGGAAGAAGAGGAAGAGGACGACGAUGAAGACGACAAGUACGAAAGCAGAUCUUGGAGACGAUGAAGUAAAUCGCCAGUUCAAAGAACCGGAAAAAAACCCAGUACUCUCUUGUUUUUUUUUUUCUCCCCCAGUAUUUUCAACAGUCAUUUUAAGACUACCAUUUGGUUUUUUGAGGAGUCCCUCCACUCAACAAAAUAAUCUCACUUUUGCUGAGAAAGACGAAGGUUUGGUUCUUGGAGAUAGUUUAAGUGUGCUUACUUUAACUGUCAGUAAUGCGCAACCUUUGCAUCUACUGUGAAAAGCUAUUUUUAUACAUGACUGUAUUUAAGAUUUUCGGGGCGGUGGACAUUAUGGUCUCCGUUUAAAGACCACAUUUCAUUUAUUCUUCUAACUCUUACCUGCUUCUUUAUUUGGAUGAUCCAGAUGCUCCCAUUCAAGUCACUUUUGCACUCCAAGGUGUACUGCAUGGAUAGCUCACCCCAAAAUAUAUUCGGAAAUUCUACAAAAAAAAAAAAAAUCACCCACAGAUGUUCAUGGAAUAUAUUUUCACUAUUUUCUAAAUUUAGGUGAACUAUGGAGGACUUUAUUAAACCUAAUUGGACCACCGUGUACUCAUUUUUUUUAUGUUCCCCAACCUCUUUCUCAAACAAAGUAAAAGAAUGACCUAAUCAUACAUAAAUAUAUAGACAGAUGUUUGAAUGUAAAAAAACCUUGAUUUUAUUAUAUAUAUGAGAGAGAGAGAAAAUAAGAGUUUCUUUGCCUUAGACCUGUCGACAUUCAAUGGAUUUUUUUUUUUUUACAAGAUUUGUGAUUUAGUUUUUUUUGUGUGUGUGUAAAUUUUGUACAUUUGCUUAAAAUUGAUUCAUGUUGAUUUUUUUCUUUUUUUUGGAUUUAGUUUCGUUAUUUUAAUAUAAUUUAAUAUACAGUUGUCCCAAUUCAUUAAAUAUGUCCCCCUUGGAGGAUUCCUAGUUUCCUCUUUUACUGUAUCGAAAUUCUGUUGUAAUUUGCAUAGUAAUGUGAACAAGUUUACAAACUUGAUUUCAUUUAUUUUAUUUUUUUGGGGCAGUAAAAACAUUCAACCAAAAGAAUAUUUAUAUAACUUUUCAUGCAUGUAAAUACACUCACUGUCCUUUGGAAGUCAUCCUCGCACCUUGAUUAUUCUCUUUCUCUCACUUCUCUAAUCUGUUCCCUAUUGGUUUUAAAAAGGACAAAGUUACUGGGUUCUUGUAUAUUUAGACAAAUUUCUCUCUAUCCCACUUUUUUGUACUUGUGUGUGUGCUAAUACACCGUAGUGUAAAAAAAUGUAAGUUUAUCGGAUAAUAGUUUUGGAUUUGUUACUGUUUAUGAUGUAUUUUCUUCAUGUCAUUUUGUUUGUAAAAAGAUGAAUUUCUAAUUUACAAGCAUGUUUGCUUUUGCCAAUAAAGACGAAGGAAUGGGCUGCUUGCGAGGGGAAAAAAAGGAAAUGAAAAGAGAAAAGAAAAUAUACAAUUUGAUCUUGGGC